AAGGUUUCAUCGUUUGUGAGAUUGUGCGACCCAACGGAUGUAUUUGUGUUUAAGUGCGCAUAGGGGGCGCCUUUUCGCCCUUAAAUUGAACACAAGCCCAGCGUUGUCUUAAAUUUAAUCGAGCUGGAGCAUGCUCUUGUAGAGCCAGUAUUAAUGAAUACAUUCGCGCGCACAUACGAUUAGGCUGUCUUUUGUCAUGCGGCGAGGAGAACACGAAUCAGUCUUCACCGACAAGGAUACGGCGACGUUGCAUCUGUUACAGCUGAGCACCAGCUGUUUGUAGAUGCAGAUAACAUUGCAUUUUGACGCAGUCUCGUUCAUUUGCCGACGUCUCUCAAAGACGAAUGCGACGGAUAUGAAUCAACUGCAAUUGUCAAUGACUCUGCUAGUCGGGCAAAUUACGAUGCGAGAAGGAUAAAUAAAUAUGGCGGCUGAUUUGUGAUAUUAUAAACAGAAUUAAAAAAAAGAAUAGCCUCGACCUCAUCAGCAUUACCUAUAUCGUGGUUAAAAUGGAGUUGGGGUUUCCUGAGUAGAAAGAGCGCACGCAACGUGAUCAUGGGGUAUAAGAUCACCGGAGCGGGCAUGGACCGCGUGAGCCAGCUGUGGCGGCUCCGGCGUCGCGCCCGCCGAGGGGCGCUGUGCAUGGCGCUCUUCUGCAUGAGCAUGGCCGUGCUCUACACGCUCUGCGCCGAGAACAGUGUGCCCGUCACGGACGCCAUCUUUGGGGAGCGGGCCAGGACCCGCGCUCAGCCAAGAGCACACUCUCUUGUCAAGGUGUUGCGAAGUGGCGGGUCAAAGCCCAUCUACGUUGACCCACAAAAGCUCCCCGGGGUGGUCCCUGGUGACCCGCGCCGGCCCAUUCCCGUACUCUCCUCCGUCAACCACUCCUUGGAGACGGACCACCACCAGGAGGUUCGCCCGAAGCCCAGGGACCGCAAGCCCCACGGCGGCUUCUUCUCCUGGCUGCCACGGCCGUUCACCCGCGCCAUCGAGACCUUCUUUGGAGGCCGGCGCAAGGGGGAGCUGAGCGGCUCCUGGUCGGACAAGGAGUUCUUCGGGCCAAACGGCACCCUGGGAGAAGUGUGGGACGACGAGAUGUCGAGCACCAUGCUGGGGAAGAGGCUGAGGAAGGUGGUGCAAAACUAUCAGGCGAUGAACAAGUACGGGGUGCAGUUCCAAGACGCAGGAGCCGGGGGGCGCCACCCCAAGCGCUCCGGCCCCGAGCUGCUCUGCCAGAUGAAGGAGAGCGUCUCCAUCAACACCCUGACCCCAGAGAUGGAGCCCUUCGCCCACUUCCCCUGGGCCGCCCAGCUGCCCCCCCGACCCCUGAGCGUGGACAUCGGGCCGUUCAAGACCUGCGCUGUGGUGUCGUCGGCAGGAUCCAUGAAGAACUCUGGAUUAGGCAAAGAGAUAGAUGCCCAUGAUGCUGUAGUGCGGUUCAAUGCCGCCCCCACAACUGGCUUUGAGAAAGACGUGGGCUCCAAAACAACGAUUCGCCUCAUUAACUCCCAGGUGAUGGCGUCAGAGGACCAUCGGUUUCUGUCCAGUUCCCUGUACAGCACUGGCAUCUUAGUGGGCUGGGACCCUGCCCCCUACUCCUCAGACCUGAGCGAAUGGUACAACAAGACAGAUUAUCCCAUCUUCCUGCAAUACCAGCGGUACCGUCGUCUCCACCCACAGCAACCCUUCUACAUCUUGCACCCGCGGGUGGAGUGGCAGCUGUGGAAUCGGAUCCAGGAGAACAUGGCAGAACCCAUCCAGAAGAACCCUCCUUCCUCUGGCCUAUUAGGCACAGUGCUGAUGAUGUCGUUGUGUGAGGUGGUGCACGUGUACGAGUUCCUGCCGUCUCGCCGCAAGACCGAGCUGUGCCACUACUACCAGCGCUUCAUCGACGCGGCGUGCACGCUCGGGGCCUACCACCCCUUGCUCUACGAGAAGAACCUGGUCAAGAGGAUGAACCAGGGGUCCGACCGGGACAUCUACACCCAUGGACGGGUCACUCUGCCAGGUUUCAGCACUUUCAACUGUACCCAUGGCCUCCCGGCUGCCCUGCGCUGAAAAACAAAUUAAGGAAUGAAGAAGCCCCCCCCCCCUAAACAAAAAGACCCACCAUCAACACUGACCACAACGCCAAAAAAAUUGCUUUGACACUUAGUUUAGCAAGUCACUUCAUUGAAGACGCAACAGACUGAACAACACUGCCUGAUAACACGACCAUGUACCAUGAAUAUGCAAAAGCAUGUGUAAACCACUAGGAGGUGCUCUAGUCUAGUCUGUUGAUCUCCUACUGACACGUUUUACGCCACACAUGGUCAGAGACCUUGUGAGAUAGCUUUACAGGUCCCCUGGCAGUGCAAACCAGCGUUAUGUUUGGUGAAGUGUGGCAUUUCUCUGUACGGCCCCUAACAAGUCACAUGUACAGCAUCUGUGACAAUCUCACAUCCACCGGCGAAUGGAUAAUGCUCUAGCUAUGAGGUCACCAAUUUUGCUCAAUAUGUAUGAAAAGCAGUGGGAGUUGACACUGCCAUGUCUAAAAAGUAUCACAGUAACAAUGAACACAUACCUUUACCCCUCUAAAUCCAAAAUAAGCAUGUUUGUGUUUACAGUUUACAGACAGCAUGUCAUAUUGCAACUUUACACUCUGAACGAAGGAUACAUUUUGUUUUCAUUUUGGUUGUGCUCUGAGCAUACGCAUUUUUGAAUGUGCACUUUCAUAGUAUAGGCACUGAAUUUCUGUGCUGUAGGCAUGUAAAUACUCUCACAUCAGUGAUGUGAAUCCAGUUCGUGUCACCUUCUAUUAUGCACAGUGGAGCUAUACAGUAUGUGGCAGAAACUGCUGCCCGUCUGAACUUGCUGUUUCCUGCAGCUGCUACCAAUCUUACUGCACUGUGUGACCUAUGUGUGCCAAAUAAAUUCACUAUCAGUGGAGCUUGUUCUCCAUAUCUACUGAGACCUACUGGAACACCUUCCAGCAAGGCGUUUUUGCUUAAAACGUUGUUGAUCAACUACCAUAGUGACAAGGUAGAGAGACACAGUUACUAUGGUAGUUUCUCAACAAUGUUUUAGGUGGAACAAGGGCCAGAAUGGUACUUUUUUAUGCAUAUUUACUUAUUUGCCUACUAUGCUAGAUAUUGGUAGCGCUAAGGGGGGUAUAAAACAGGUCUUAUUUGAUGUAGUAUCUAAUGUUUUCUACAGGGUAACCAAUGCAAUAUUUGCUACAUGCUUAGGUCCAUGUAGAGAUCGUUUGGAAGAGUGUGUACAUUUUAUGCUGUGAAAAUGCUUCGAUCUUUGUUCAAAAGCUUCAAUCUUCAUUGUUUCCCCUCCUGAUUAUCAGAUUUAUUUCUCUUCCUCUUAUUGCAUUGACCAUCACCUACCGUAGUUAUUUAUAUAUCAAGAAACAUUUUUUUUGUUUGUUAUUAAGGAAUGUAGAAUGAUGAGUCAAAUUUGGACUAUUUUUGAUUCUCUGUUCAGGUAGCUGACAUACAGUGUGUAGCCAUUGUCGAUACCAGCGAACUGUCAAGCUAAGAGUCUGUACCGAUAGUAAUAGUAGGGAGGACGGAAGGCUAAGUUAGCGAUUAGCAGUUAGUUGAAUGCCUAUGGCACUUCUAGGAGCAUUGGGGAGAGAGAGAAACAUUUCUGAACACUACGUGAAUGUUCAGAAAUGUUUUGAUUCUGCAGUCAUAAUGAAAACAGCCUAGACUGCUGAUCUUUAAAGUUCCUCGGAGCUAUACAAUUCUGCUUGUCUAGCAUUACUAAAAGAGAUAGGGCACUCAUUUAGGUCAGUUUUGUGCUUUGAGACACAUCCAAACACUAUGUAAGGGAUAAUGGAAAGCCUGCAAGCCAUUCUUGAACGAUAAUUUCCUCAAGUAUUGGCAUUUUCAACAACUUCAAAACCUUUACACACAGCAGAUAUGAAAGAUGUGACUCAGAAUAUGUGCAAUGAAAAUAAAAUGAAAACAGAAAUAUCAACCCUCUGAAUAGUCUGGCUAUCACCAUGCUCAAUCUUUUAAGAUUGAACAUUAGUUUGGGGAGGCUGCGCUUUGUUUCUACUGCACAAGAGGCGUGAUCAAUGGGCAUCGUUCAAAUGAGUCUGUACGCGGAUAGUCUUUCAACCAAUCAGACCAACAAUUCGGGUGCGUCUUUUUUAUGCUAGUUUCUGAUUGGAGCCAAAGGUUCGGGCAGAAACAGGGGAGGGAGACGUGCAGGUUUCCAGCCUGAGCUGCCGGGCGAAAUCCAAAUUCGCCGGAAGUUCAGGCAGGGUUCACCCAGCCUAUGAAUGCUCCAUUGACUGCAAUAAAAUACUUAAUCAGAAUCCAAAUGUAAUCUUGAGGGCCAUAAUGAUAAUGAAAAGCACAUAGACAUUUGUAUGCUAUAGAUGUCUUUGUACAUGGCCUUAAGUAGCAUCAUUGUGACUAUAAUACAGAAUUCAUCAUAUUCCCAUCCUUGGGAUUUUGUAAAUUACUGCACUUGGCUCCUAACACUAACUCUACGUACUGUAGCAUGCACCAUGUACAGUUAAAUGUAUUAUAUAUGUAUUGUAGGCGACAGCUGAGCAUGCCACACACCACAGUAGACAGUGUGCUCUCUUUUCUUCAUACUGAGAACACUAUGCAACAGAGGUCAAGUUUAAGUGCGUGCAGUUUA
This is a messenger RNA of Sardina pilchardus (European sardine), 4644 nucleotides long. RefSeq names its product ST6 beta-galactosamide alpha-2,6-sialyltranferase 1 (gene st6gal1). NCBI's taxonomy places the organism in Eukaryota, Metazoa, Chordata, Actinopteri, Clupeiformes, Clupeidae. Bases 556 to 2058 code for a protein of 500 amino acids. Gene Ontology annotation, cellular component: Golgi apparatus. The record is from RefSeq and is a predicted model, not a curated record. Gene Ontology annotation, biological process: sialylation. The transcript has 9 exons. Gene Ontology annotation, molecular function: beta-galactoside alpha-2,6-sialyltransferase activity.